This is a messenger RNA of Colletotrichum lupini, 780 nucleotides long. RefSeq lists its product as uncharacterized. Gene Ontology annotation, cellular component: membrane. Gene Ontology annotation, biological process: transmembrane transport. Gene Ontology annotation, molecular function: ATP binding; ABC-type transporter activity. The record is from RefSeq and is a predicted model, not a curated record. The transcript has 4 exons. The coding region runs from base 1 to 780 and encodes 259 amino acids. NCBI's taxonomy places the organism in Eukaryota, Fungi, Ascomycota, Sordariomycetes, Glomerellales, Glomerellaceae.
AUGGCAGGCGCAUGGCAGAUGCGCGGACAAGGGGUCUUGGCGUCCCGCCCUACCGGCGCCCCAGUGCGGGACGGAAGGCGCUGGGCCACCGGCGCAAUCGAUCUGCGCGUGAACCUAGACCGGCCCGGGGCGAGAUUGACCUCCUUUCUCUGCCUGCUGCCCAUUUCGGCAGGCGAAGCCAUGAGUAGAUCAAGCACGAUGGAGAAGGCAGGUGUCUCCUCGAGCUCUGCAUCCGCCGAAUCAGCAAAGAUCUCGAACAAAACCGACGGCAAGACGACGACAGGUUUCGGGGGAUUUCUGAGAGUCUUCAAGUAUGGAGAACCGAUCGACUAUGCCCUCGAGGCAGUCGGCAUUCUUGCUGCCAUUGCCUCUGGCGUGGCCCUGGCGAUGAUGAACCUGAUUAUUGGUGGUAUGAUGAACCUGAUGAGCGACUUCUCAUCCAUCACGGCAGACCCUGAUAAGUUCAUGGCCAAAGUCAGCAAGAACGCACUCUAUUUCGUUUACAUUGGCAUCGCCCGAUUCGCCACGACUUACGUCUACUCCGCACUCUUCACCUACGUCGCCUUCAAGCUUACCCGCAACGUUCGACGAACAUACCUCCAGGCCGCCUUGAGCCAAGAAAUCAGCUUCUUCGAUCACGGAACUGCUGGCUCUAUUGCGAUGCAAGCCACUACGAACGGCAAACUGAUUCAAUCAGGAAUCGCUGAGAAGCUCGGCCUCUUCUUCUCCUCCAUCUCCACAUUCGUCGCCGCCUUCAUCAUUGCUUUCGUCAGCCAGUAG